AUGCCUCUCGACUCUGCCCUAUCGACCGACGAUAGCCCCGCUGUACCAUCUGACUGGAAACCAACCCCGGAGGAAGAAGCCCGCAUCUUCAAACGAUGGCAAGGAUUCACGGCAGCGGAACGAUCAAAGGACACCUCAUCUUGGGUAUGGGGAUACGGUAUUGAGAUCCAGUCUAAGGCGGCGAGACGGUGGAUUUGUAUGCCAUGUAUCCGCCAAAGAAGCCACAACCCGCAGUCAUACGACUCUAGAGGCACACAGAACGCUGAACAUCACUUAUGGAAAUCCCACGGUCAUUGGGAUCUAUCAGGAAAACGCCCGGCACCCUCUGUGACGAAGGGGGGGAAGAGGAUGUUCUCUUCCAUCACCGAUAUCUUCAAUCUCAGCCGCGACGACCCAAAGGAGCAGUCCUUGGCCAACAAUCUGAUCAAACGGUUUGAUCGAGGGCAUUUCCAAAAGCUCAUUGUCAACUGGAUUGUCGAUAGUCAACAGUCCUUCCAACAGGUCGAAAACCCUCGCCUACGGCACAUAUUCGAAUAUCUUAACCCCGCAGUUAAGGUCACAGACGCCCACAUCUCGAGGCAUACGGUUCGGCGCCUGGCAAUUCAGCGCUUCGAGAAGCACAAGACGAGGGUGAAGGAAAUACUGAAGGCAGCCCCUGGGCAGAUUCACAUUGCCUUUGACGGUUCUAGGAGCAGGAACAGGCAUACGUUAUAUGGAAUCACGGCAGUAUCCAGGAACGUCAAGAAUGAACCGCAGAAAAUCGUCCUUGGCCUUCCCGAACUAAUCAACCGCCAUACCGGGGAGAACAUCGCGGCAGAGGUGCUCGACGUCAUUCGCUCGUUUGGCAUUGAGCACAAGCUUGGAUAUUUCACCCUCGACAACGCAGGUAACAACGACACAGCGAUGGAGAUUAUCGGCCGAAUUUAA
Messenger RNA from Hirsutella rhossiliensis, 927 nucleotides. RefSeq names its product restless-like transposase. The transcript has 2 exons. The coding region runs from base 1 to 927 and encodes 308 amino acids. The record is from RefSeq and is a predicted model, not a curated record. Lineage: Eukaryota; Fungi; Ascomycota; Sordariomycetes; Hypocreales; Ophiocordycipitaceae.